GCGCCCCUCUGGUCGUGACGGGGCCCCGGGGCUGCGGAAAGUCCACCCUGGUGGCGCGGGCGGCGCAGUGCUGCGCGUCCUGGGCGGGCUCGGCGGCCGCGGCGGGCUCCGGCUCCGGGCCGCCCCUGCUCGCGCUUCGCUUCUGCGGGGUCUCCGCCGACUCCAUGACCCUGGAGCGCGUGCUCGCCAGCAUCGGCCACCAGUGCCAGCUGCUGUGCGACGGCGGCCACUGCUGGGCGAGCCAUUCCGUGGACAGCUGGAAGCAGCAGCUGCCAGACCUGCUGGCGGGCGCGGCUGCUAAGCGCACCUUGGUCGUGAUGGUGGACGGCUUGGACCAGCUCAAGUCGUACGGCGCGCUCGUGACUGACUGGGUGCCCGCCGAGCUGCCCGUCAACGUGAAGCUCGUCGUCACGCUCUGGGAGGGCAGCCCGCUCCUGGGCGAACUCAAGGAGAAGUCGACCGUCAUCCAGAUGCCGAAGCUGGACCAGGCCGAGGCGGCCAGCAUCCUCAACGCGUGGGUGAUGCAGUACAACCACAGCGUGCCGAAGCGCGUCCAGGACUCGGUGCUGGCGUCGGUGCGCGACUGCACGCUGCCGCUGUACGCCAAGCUACUGGCCUGGCAGACGUCCUGGGAGUGGGAGCAGGAGGUGACGCCGCGCGGCAACGUGGACGACCAACUCCACCACCUGCUCGACCAGCUCGAGGCCAUCCUGGGCAAGGAGCAGGUCGCGUACGGGGUGGCGCUCCUAUGCGUCGCCAAGUAUGGCGUCAGCGACUCGGAGAUGCUGGACCUCCUCGCCCACGACCCCAUCUUCCACUCGUCCUCCACGCACGUGGCCUGGGCGCCCGCCUGCCUGUUCUGGGCGCGGCUCAACAAGCUCCUGGCCCCCUUCCUGCAGUGGGUGAUGUGCGGCGACGAGCUGGUGCUGCAGUGGCGCGACGCUACGAUCCGCGCGGCCGUCGAGGCCCGUUACCUCGACAAGAACGCCAAGGCCAAAGCAGCCAAGGCCCUGCUUUUCUACUUCAAGGGGUCUUGGUGGUCGGAUCGGUCGCCAGCGCUCCUGGGCAGGCUGCAGCCCAUGCCCAACCUGGCGGACAAGUGGUAAGGGCGCGCGCGCGCCAUGCGCACGCCAUGCAUGCCAUCAACUCCAGCCUUCGCAUGAACAUUCCGCUUGGCUUGGGCUCGGCCCUCUUCGUGCGUUUGGUCGGUGGAGACUCCCUACGGAUCGGGUUCUGGUGACCAGCGGGCCUUGCAUGAAAGACUAUUUGUGUGAGUGUACGCUGCUGCUGUUCGAACUGCUGCCCCCCUGAAUUUCUUGGUGCAUUUUUUAAAAUAAUUGUUGGCUCUGUAGUGGUUGGUACGAGGGACUGUUGUGACAAUUUUGUGUUAUUUCUGUGCGCUGAAUGUGGAAUUUGAGCAUGCUACGUUGAGCUGUUUAGCGAUCUAUUGACUUAACUUCGACUUUGUG
Frankliniella occidentalis (western flower thrips) is the source of this 1469-nucleotide messenger RNA. RefSeq names its product telomerase protein component 1. The transcript has 5 exons. NCBI's taxonomy places the organism in Eukaryota, Metazoa, Arthropoda, Insecta, Thysanoptera, Thripidae. The record is from RefSeq and is a predicted model, not a curated record. Bases 165 to 1106 code for a protein of 313 amino acids.